AUGGGGUGCCUCUAUGAGUUGCCUCAGCCCAUGGUUUCCCGGAAGUCCAGCCCCUUCCAACGCAGGGUGUGGCUGGCCCUGUCCCGCCGUGGGCUGUCUGUGGUCAAGGGAAGAUUCUGGAGUCCCUUCCCCUCCUCCUUCAGAGUGACCUCACAUACCCUUUCUCUGCCCCGAGAGCAGCAGGAGCUCCCAGCCCGCGUGAACUUCUCAGCUGCCCCCGCCCCUGCGCCCGUGGUGCCCACCGCCCUGCACUCCAAGAUGGACAAACUGGAGGGGCAGCUGCUGGCCAAGGUGCUGGCACUGGAGAAGGAGCGUGUGGCACUCAGCCACAGCAGCCACCAGCAGCGGCAGGAGGUGGAGAAGGAGCUAGGCGCCCUGCAGGACCGCAUAGCCGGACUGGAGCACGGGUCCUCAGCCUACAGCCCUCCUGACGCCUUCAAGAUCAGCAUCCCCAUUCGCAACAACUACAUGUACGCCCGCGUGCGGAAGCCGCUGCCCGAGCUCUACGCCUUCACCGUCUGCAUGUGGCUGCGGUCCAGGUCGGGCGGCACUGGCCAGGGCACCCCCUUCUCCUACUCAGUGCUGGGGCAGGCCAAUGAGAUUGUGCUGCUGGAGGCAGGCCCCGACCCCAUGGAGCUGCUGAUCAACGACAAGGUGGCCCAGCUGCCCCUGAGCCUGAAGGACAACGGCUGGCACCACAUCUGCAUCGCCUGGACCACGAGAGAUGGCCUGUGGUCUGCCUACCAGGACGGGGAGCUGCGGGGCUCCGGGGAGAACCUGGCUGCCUGGCACCCCAUCAAGCCUCAUGGGAUCCUUAUUCUGGGCCAAGAACAGGAUACUCUGGGAGGUCGAUUUGAUGCCACCCAGGCCUUCGUGGGUGACAUUGCCCAGUUUAACCUGUGGGACCACGCCCUGACAUCUGCCCAGGUUCUGGGCAUCGCCAACUGUACUGGGCCGCUGCUGGGCAACGUCCUGCCCUGGGAAGACAAGCUGGUGGAGGCCUUUGGGGGUGCAACGAAGACCGCCUUUGAUGUCUGCAAGGGGAGGGCUAGGGCAUGAGGGGCCACCUCGUCCAGGGCCCCUCCCUCGCCUGCCAAUUUGGGGACCUUACAGGAGGGGGGCACAUUCCCCCCCAGCCUACCCACACACUGGCCUCCCCUCCUGCUCACUCCUGACCAUGCCUUUCAUUUCCCCCACCUACACCCCCACCUCCAGCAAGCCUGCCCUGCGAUGCUGUCCCCCGAUCCCACCUGGGGUGAGUCCAGGGCCUGCAGGGGUGGGUAGCAGUGCCCACCCCCUGACAUUAUACCACAGCCCUCUCUUACCCCCACCACCCCCUCUUCCAUUGACCACAUCUGAAUUCACUGAUGUCAACAGCAUCCCAUGGAGCUGUUGCCGGGGAGGGCCCACUGUCCACCGAUGGCCCCCAUGCAACAGGCCUGACCCUUCCCCUUCAGGGCUGCAGAGCAGCCCCUGCUGAGAAGGGGAGGGCAGAGACCUAGGAGAUUCAGACUGACCCUCCUCCCCUCUCCACCAGCUGCAGUCAAGGGCAGCGGGAUCUUGAUGGGCCCUCUACCCCACACCCACACCCCGCCUGUACCCACCCCCUCUCCUCCUCCUCCUUCCUCAUUGCUUUGUGUGCAGUGGAUUGAAUGUUGGUUCCAUGCCGUCCAAGCCCCACCUCCAGGACAUUCCCUUCCCAGCUCUGGCCUGGAGGGUGAGGGGCCAAGACCCCAGGGGGGCACAGGGCCAGAGUCACCCCUGUGCCCACCCACAGCUGUGUCCACUCUGUGGCUAGGACGGGGCCUGGGCCACUUCGGCCUGAGCUAGGAGUGGCACGAGGCAGAGGCCCGGUGCCCCCGGGGACCAGGCCCUGGCAGAGCCCCAGUACCACCGUCUCUGAGGAGGGAAGGGGCACCUUCUCACUGACCAGGAUGCAUCAGGUGUCUCGUCAGGUGUCGUGCAUCAGGAAGGAGCGCCCAUGAGAAGGAGCCGCCCUGGUUCCCUGCCAGCUCUGCUGUGUGGCCUUCUCUCAGUCCCUGCCCCCUCUGGGCUAGCCUUCCUCAUUUGUGAGCAUUUGAGAUGGUCUGUGAUUUCUGGUGAAUAAGGUGGGGCAAGCCUGAGAACUUUCCUGGUGACCAAGGGCAUGGCAGGGGCAGGUCCUGGGACGGGCAGCACGUGGGGCCUGGCUAGGCACGGGUCAGGGCCAGCAGCUGGCUCAGAGCAUCAGAGGCAAGGGCAAGGGGCCAGGCAGCCCCACCUCAUGUGCAUACUGUAAACACCAGCUCUUCUGCCCGCCCCCCCCCCCCAGCCUGGCACUCUGGCCUGUCUGAGUGCGUCUCAAUGGGCUGGUGGCUUCCUGGUCCCCACCCUUGAGUCCUCACCAGCUCCCCCAUGGGCGUGAAAGAAUGUCAGAGCUGACAGGGGAGAGCUCAGAGAGGGCAAGUGAGUUGUACAGGAUCACCCAGCACAGUGGGGCAGAGCCCAGACUAGAGCCCAGGCUCUGACUCCCUCCUCAGUGCUCUUCCCCCACCCCAUCCUGCCUGCCGUGAGGGGCUCUGAGUCCAGCCUACACCUCGAGGGGCCACACCUGAGAGGCCGGAAUGCUUCCCAACAUGACCACCCGAGCAUCUUCCUCCAUGAAACUCGUCUGGGCAGCCCCUACCUCCUGGGAGGCCUGACCCUGGCAUCGUGGCAGGAACGGGGAGCUGAGGACACAGUGGUCCCUCCCCUGCCAGUCACCUACCAGGUCUGGGCAGCUGCGAGCUACCUGACUCGAGUGGGCACUGGUGCCUUUUGCCCGUUUUGCUCCUGGUCUCACCCCCACUGCCACUUAGCUUGAGGCAGGACGUAAGAGCUGCGGGCUGUGGGGGCUCUUCUGAGACUGUGGCCUCCAGCCCCCCAGAUCCUGGUCCCCAUUUAAAGAGCAGGAGUAGACCUUUCGGCACCUCCGGUCAAUUAUGCAUGACCUCGGGCCACAGACUUGGAAGAAGCCAGGAGAAGGAGCGAUGAUGGCGUGCUUCAGCCAGAACCUGCUGGGAUCUAGGUUGCCCUGGUAACAGCCAAUGACAUCAGCCCAAGUACUGGGUCAAGUAUCUCCUAGUGACAUGCGCUGUUGCUGGGGUGAUGGCAGAAUUGGGAACUUGUACGUCAGGGGCAUGGCCACCGGGCCGUAUUGGGUUUCUAUUUUUGUUUUUAAGGAAGCAGCUGUUGUGAGGUCUUGGGGGAGAGAAUGGGUCUUAGGAUGGAGGUGACAGGACUUGCUUGGUCGCUCGAGCCCACCCAGAGGACAUCCAGGUCCUGUGCGCUUUGUCAUGGUGAUGAGACGCCUGAUGCACCCUGGUCAGCCAUCCAGGGGGAACAGGACAAACGGGGGAUGGGGGGCAGGCUCUGAGUCUGGGCCAUUGGUGAGUGGCCUGGAUCCCACUUCCAUUCCAGGAAAAUGACAGCCCAUGUCCCCACCCUUCAUACAUUGGCCGAGUGCCUGCUGUGUGGAUGUCAGCUUUGAUCUGCAGCUGCUCCCAGGCACAGCCAAGCAGGAAGAGGAUCUAGAAGUGGGGCCCUGAGCUGCUCCUGUCUCAUAGCGAUGCGGGCUCUUACGUCAUUUUAAGUGUCAGGCACUGUGCUGAGCACCCCCUGGGCAUCACCUCAUUUAUCCUCACAAUGCUAGGACUCUCCUCAUACACGUGUGGAGACGAGCACAGAGAGGCUAGGUAACCUGCCCAGUGUCGAUCAGCCAGCAAGUGAUGGAGCCCAGAGUUCAAACCCAGGCAGGUUCCCUCGAGGGCCCACGCUCAGCCCCGGGGACAGUCAUCCCACGCUGUGGGGUGGGAUUUGGGCACCAUUGCUCCCAGUGGGUUUCAGCCUGAAGGGCUGUGUCUGGCUCUCUUCUCCCCCUCACCCCGCCCCCCCCCCGCCCCC
Molecule: messenger RNA, 3921 nt
Organism: Myotis brandtii (Brandt's bat)
Lineage: Eukaryota; Metazoa; Chordata; Mammalia; Chiroptera; Vespertilionidae
Gene: NPTXR
Product: neuronal pentraxin receptor
Exons: 5
Coding region: 1-1059 (352 amino acids)
Source: RefSeq, a predicted model, not a curated record